CCACAGAAGAACCAAAACUCAAAACCUUUCUCUAUCUCUCUCUCUCUCUGUCUAUUUCUUGCUCUCUUCCCAAACCCUAAUUUUCAGGUCCAGACCUGAAAAAGCCUGGGCUCGCAUUCAAGGCAACCUUCCUUUAAUGGCGUCCCUCCAAUGCAAGCUGGCUAUCAAUCUCCACAGUCCUUUCCACUGUUGCUUACAAAUCCUGACCUAAUAACCACAAAGCCCUCUGUCACCCUUCAUUGAAUUCAAACACCCACCAAAGAAAUCCCCAAAGAAUUUUGAUUUUUCUUUCUUCUUUCGUAUCUGAUUCUCCGAGCUCAAAAGUCCGUAGCUUGUUUGAUUCCGAGUUUCUCACAGCUAUAAAACGGCGACGUAUUCCGCCUCCUCCUUUCUUCACUUAGUUGUAAGAUGUUAGAGGUUGGUUUGGUUAGUACUUUCGCGCGUGACUCAGACAGCUCAAUGAGCAGCGACACCUGUAGCAGCUUCAGCCGCCUCUCCUUCGACGCCACCGCCUCGUCCGACUUCUUCGGCACCGAGAAUCUCGCCAUCAAGCCGCACCGCUCCUCCGACUUCGCCUACUCCGUCAUUCGCGCCAAGAAAUCCUCCCUCACCUACCGCGACUUCCGCCUCCACCGCCGUAUCGGCUCCGGCGACAUCGGCACCGUCUACCUCUGCAGCCUCCGCAGCCCUGACUCCGACUCGUCAUCUUUAUCAUGCUUUUACGCCAUGAAAGUCGUCGACAAGGAGGCGCUGGCUCUCAAGAAGAAGGAGCCCAGAGCCGAGAUGGAGCGCAAGAUCCUCAAAAUGCUUGACCAUCCUUUCCUCCCCACUCUCUACGCCGAGUUUGAAGCCUCGCAUUUCUCCUGCAUCGUCAUGGAGUACUGUUCCGGCGGCGACCUCCACUCCCUCCGCCAUAAACAGCCCAACCGCCGCUUCUCUCUCACCUCUGCAAGGUUCUAUGCUGCUGAGGUCCUGGUGGCUUUGGAGUACCUCCACAUGUUGGGUGUCAUCUACAGAGACUUGAAGCCGGAGAACGUGCUCGUCAGAUCCGACGGUCACAUCAUGCUCUCCGACUUCGACCUUUCUCUCUGCUCCGACGCAAUCCCCGCCGUUGAGUCACCCGACUCCUCUCCAUUUCCAGACUCCAUCUCAACAACUCCAUCCUACACCCGCCCGCACCCGAGCAGUUUUCUCACUCCCUUCUCCUGCCUCUCGAACCGCCUCUUCCGGUCGAGGAAGGUCCAGACUUUAUCCCCGAACCGCCUCUUCGUGGCCGAACCGGUCGCCGCGCGGUCGUGUUCGUUUGUUGGGACGCAUGAAUACGUGGCGCCGGAGGUGGCCUCCGGUAGGUCCCACGGAAACGCCGUUGACUGGUGGGCGUUUGGGAUCUUCCUCUACGAGAUGAUCUACGGACGGACGCCGUUUGCGGCUCCAUCGAAUGAGAUCACACUGCGAAACAUUGUGAAAAGCUCCUUAACGUUUCCGACGGCCACGCCCUCUAGCGCGGUUGAGGGACACGCGCGGGAUUUGAUAUCCGGGUUGCUGGAUAAGGACCCGGAGAGGCGGCUCGGGUCGAAGCGCGGGGCCGCUGACGUCAAGAAGCAUCCUUUCUUCAAGGGGAUCAACUUGGCGUUGAUACGGUCACUGAGGCCACCGAUGAUCCCGGGUCUGAGGAGGCAGCAAACGACGCCGUAUUUCCACGCCAAGUCUGAUCAGAAUAAAAAUGACGGGCAGUCCGGCGCGUUUGAUUACUUUUGAGGACCAACGGCGGGAUGUGCGCCACGUGUUGGGACGGUGGUGCCAGAUUUUGUCACUGGCGGGGUGACGGCGACAGUUGUGUAUAUUCUCGGGAGCUGUCUCCGUUUUGAUUUCUUAGCUAAUAUUUAGGUAAAUAUACGAGAGAAAAUGAGAAGGAAAAAAAAGAGAGGUACGAGUUUCAAAACCAGCAACCGAUGAACAUGGGAUUACAGUUUAGUAACAUGGUAAUUUGACUACUGUUUUAACCCCAAUAACAUUUUUAUCUUGUAUGGAAGGUUUAGGAAAAGGUUAGAUGGUUGGUCUUUGUUCUAUGUGAAUUCAAAGGUCAAUCUUUUAUGCUUUUUAUUUUAUUUUUGAGUAAUUUGGAAAUGUGGUAUAUACCAAUAUUAUGGUUC
This is a messenger RNA of Fragaria vesca subsp. vesca, 2153 nucleotides long. Its product is annotated as protein kinase PINOID-like. The record is from RefSeq and is a predicted model, not a curated record. The transcript is spliced from 2 exons. Gene Ontology annotation, molecular function: protein serine/threonine kinase activity; ATP binding. Lineage: Eukaryota; Viridiplantae; Streptophyta; Magnoliopsida; Rosales; Rosaceae. Gene Ontology annotation, biological process: protein phosphorylation. Gene Ontology annotation, cellular component: plasma membrane; cytoplasm; nucleus. Bases 409 to 1758 code for a protein of 449 amino acids.